AUGAGCCCUAUAAAUUCUGCGAAAGGGCCUUCCUCGCACUUCCUGGAACUACGCCGCGAGAUGGUCCCCAAACCGCAAGAUCCUGAUGCACUCAUUCUAGAGGCAUGGAGUCAAGGCUAUCUAGUAGGAAGCCUGAUCAUCAUGUCCGUGAUUACGAUGGCAAAUAUGCGCCGCGGCGUGCUUCUCCAUAAGUUAAUCCUGGGAAUCUGGCAAGGCUUCUGGCUGUUUUUCAGAAGCCCCGUGUACGCGUGGUGGCUUUCUGUCAGUGCCAUCUUUCUCAACAUGUCCUGGGUGCUCCAUAACGUAAUCUCUUGGUUGAAGAUCAAACCCUUCCUCUCCAAACCGGUCAGUCUGUUUUUCAUUGGCACUGUCAUUCUCUCUCUCGGCUACUGGAUACUGGAGAUCUACGCAAACUUCACUUACUUCCAUGGGAUCAACGAUAUCUUCGUCAGAACUCGACCAUGGGAAGCUCUCUGUCGGGACCCUUGGUGGAUAUUCGUGACUGUCUAUCUGUUUUGGAUCAUCAUGACCCAAUAUGAGUUGAGCGUGAAGGAAAUCAUCAGAAUAUCCCCACGCUUUGGAAUCAUGCUUGGUGCUAUGAUUAUGAGCAUCAUAUUCUUGGUAUUGGACAUUUGCUCCGUCACUGGCGCGUUCCAAACCUCCCUCCCAGUGGGAAUUAACCCUUUUUGGAAGCUGGCUUUCGUCUUCAAAUGCCUAACAGAUAUGGUUGUUCUUGACGACUUCAAGACUGCUUUAGAUCGGCUGCGAGCAUAUAAGCUGAGUCGUAUGGGCAGCUACUCCCAGGAUACCUCCGACCGUCGCGUUAGGAACAACAGUAGCCUCGUCAAAACAUGGGAACAAAUUGAACAAGAAUCGCAAAGACGGCCGGCAGCAACAUUUCCGAGUCCCGACGGGGACUAUGUCGACUCAGCGCGCUUCCCAGGAAUGGAGAUCGACCAUAUACAGUCUAUUCAUCGCGACUCUGUCGUGUCUCCGGGGUUUCCGCGUCAUGACACCUCGGAAAGCAAUAUAGGGCCGGAGGAUCUUGUGCCUAGUGCUCUCAAUGCGUCAGAUCUUACUCGUAUGGAAAGUGCGCAUUAUCGCGAGAUGGAGCGUGAUCGUUUUGACCCCGAUUGGAGAGCAGGUCGCCUUUCAAACAGAACUACCGAAGGUGAUUAUGCGCAGGCCCUAAGGGAUCUUUCCCGCUCCCGAAGCAAUCAGUCCAGAGACCUACCGUCGCCUCGCAACCCCCCUUGA
This is a messenger RNA of Aaosphaeria arxii CBS 175.79, 1257 nucleotides long. RefSeq lists its product as uncharacterized. The coding region runs from base 1 to 1257 and encodes 418 amino acids. The record is from RefSeq and is a predicted model, not a curated record. The transcript has 2 exons. NCBI's taxonomy places the organism in Eukaryota, Fungi, Ascomycota, Dothideomycetes, Pleosporales.